CGGCCCCCUGUGCCAAGGGUACAGCCCAAGUUGGAGCCGGUGGGCGGGGCUCGAGGGCGCCGGGAAUUCCAAUUGGUGGUUUUGAAGGCGCAGUGGGCGGAAACAGCUGCAGAGCAGAGACACGGCUGGCGAUGUCGGAGGUGCCAAAGAGAUGGAUGAAACCCUUGCUGAAUUUAUCAAGAGGACCAUCUUGAAAAUCCCAAUGACUAAAAUGAUGACAGUUCUCAAAGCCUGGGAUUUUUUGUCUCAAAAUCAACUGCAGACCGUAAACUUCCGGCAGAGAAAGGAAUCUGUUGUUCGGGACUUGGUUGUUCUUUGUGAGGAGAAGCAUGCAAGUCUCAACGAUGCAGCCCUUUUAGAUAUCAUUUAUACUCAGUUUCAUCAGCACCAAAAAGUUUGGGAUGUUUUUCAGAUGCACAAAGGACCAGGUGAAGACACUGACCUUUUUGAUAUGGGACAAUUCAAAGGUUCAUUUAAGAAAAUUCUUCAGAGAGCAUUAAAAAAUGUCACAGUCAGCUUCAGGGAUGCCGAGGAGAAUGCAGUGUGGAUCCGGAUUGCAUGGGGAACCCAGUAUAAAAAGCCAAACCAGUACAAACCUACCUACGUGGUGUACCACUCCCAGACUCCAUAUGCCUUCGUUUCUUCCUCCCAGCUGAAGACCAAUGUUUCCCUUCUGGGUCAGGCACUGACAAUUGCUAGCAAACAUCAUCAGAUUAUGAAAAUGGACCUCAGAAGCCGGUAUCUGGACUCUCUGAAGGCUAUUGUCUUUAAACAGUAUAAUCAGACUAUUGAAACUCACAACUCUACUACACCUCUACAGGAAAGAAGCCUUGGGCUAGAUAUAAAUACGGAUUCAAGGAUCAUUCAUGAAAACGGAAUAGAAAAAGAGAGAGUCCAGAGAGUGACUCAGGAGACUUUUGGAGACUGUCCUCAGCCAAGAUUAGAAUUUGCACAGUAUAAGCUUGAAACAAAAUUCAAAAGUGACUUAAAUGGGGGCAUCUUGGCUGAGAGAGAAGAACCCCUCCGGUGUCUAAUAAAGUUCUCUAGCCCACAUCUUCUGGAAGCGUUGAAGUCCUUAGCACCAGCCGGUCUUGCAGAUGCCCCACUUUCUCCACUGCUCACCUGCAUACCCAACAAAGGAAUGAAUUAUUUUAAAAUUAGAGAUAAAUAAAAUGUAUGUGGUUUUGUAA
Molecule: messenger RNA, 1190 nt
Organism: Manis pentadactyla (Chinese pangolin)
Lineage: Eukaryota; Metazoa; Chordata; Mammalia; Pholidota; Manidae
Gene: CENPN
Product: centromere protein N
Exons: 11
Coding region: 152-1171 (339 amino acids)
Biological process (GO): CENP-A containing chromatin assembly; chromosome segregation
Source: RefSeq, a predicted model, not a curated record